This is a messenger RNA of Folsomia candida, 3347 nucleotides long. RefSeq names its product prestin. The coding region runs from base 842 to 3250 and encodes 802 amino acids. Gene Ontology annotation, biological process: transmembrane transport. Lineage: Eukaryota; Metazoa; Arthropoda; Collembola; Entomobryomorpha; Isotomidae. Gene Ontology annotation, cellular component: membrane. The transcript has 13 exons. Gene Ontology annotation, molecular function: oxalate transmembrane transporter activity; bicarbonate transmembrane transporter activity; chloride transmembrane transporter activity. The record is from RefSeq and is a predicted model, not a curated record.
UAUAAAGUGACUACUCGUGUCCAUUUAGAGUGCAUAAAAUAGUGUGUGUGGUACAAAAAGCUAUAUACGGCGUGGCCUUCCUCCUAUUUCUAAACUUGUAAUAAAUUUGAAAAUGUGCAAGUAACAAAGUGCUAAAAAAAUUACCUUGGCUAGAAAAUAACAAAAAUAUAUAAACUUGACACUUUUCCUGCCAUUAUUAUUCUAUAUCUGUAGAUACAUUUCCAUUUUUCUGCCCAAUUAUGGAUUGAGCGACUCAUCCGUUAAAGUAUAAAUUUAGUCCCAAAACUAUGUAUCUCGAGCUUUGUAGGGACGAGUAAACGAGGUCAUAUAAAAAUCGAUUCAUAUAAAAUUUCAAGAUAUUUCCAGUUCCUAUGAAUUGAAAUUUAGCAAGCCAUGUUGUUUUUCCUACAUUUUGCACAACCAAUUCAUUAACUUUAUUGCACCCGAAGCAAGCGAGAUAUAAAUAUACUACACGGAUCAAAUGUCAAUCUCACGUCGUGAUGGAUAUGAAUGUAUGAUAUUUCAUACUCGAAAACCAACGCUACCAAACCAAGUUACAUAUACGAACAAAACCAGUUUGAGCUUCAACAACAUUAGAUAGUUUGUAACAAAUAGAUUUAAAUCAUCACCAAUCUAUUCAUUACAAUCAACGAAAGCAGUCGCAUUUGUCAGAUCUAGUCUAACCACAAAAAAGUGAAACUAUUUAUACACAAUAUUUCUCAAAAAUAAAUUUCAAAAAGUGUUUACGAAUUAGUGAAAAAUAAAAUACACGAGAGUUGGAAUAAUUACCAAAGCAAAGUGUGAAUCGCAAUUUUACUAGGAAGUUGGUGAGCUAGACAAAAUGAAUCAGCUUUUGCACGUGCAGCAGGGUUACGGACAUUUGUCAGAGAGUGCGAACAAUAACGAGAGCAGUAAUUCCAUCAAGCAAGGCUUGUACCAGGAAUAUUUGCAACAAUGCAGCCAACCCAAAAAGGAAGGAUCGAAUAUCCGCACAAAAUGCCUCAAUUUCUGCAAAUGUAACCCGUUAUCGUGGAUGUUUUCCCUGUUUCCUAUCCUCUCAUGGCUGCCAAAAUACAAUUUCCGAGAAGAUUUUAGCUACGACCUAAUCAGCGGAAUUACCGUCUGCGUGAUGCAAAUCCCACAAGGGAUGGCGUAUGCAAUGCUGGCGAGUGUUCAACCAGUCGUGGGGAUUUACAUGAGUCUGUUCCCCAUUAUAAUUUACUCCAUAAUGGGCACAUCUCGACACAUUUCCAUGGGGACUUUCGCAAUCACUUGCCUCAUGACUUCCAAAACGGUGCUCGAACUGCAUGCCAAAUAUGAUACGGUUACACACCCCGAGCUUAAUGACACCUCGUUGGGAACGGUCCCUUACGAAGUGGUGGACCACCAGGAAGAACAGCACUACAAGUAUACGCCAGAACAAAUUGCUACCAUUCUCAGCUUUGUUACUGGCAUUAUUCAGUUGUUGAUGGGGACAUUGAGACUGGGCUUUCUCUGCGUCAUCCUGAGCUCAGAUCUUGUUAGUGGCUUUACGUUGGGGUCAGCUAUUCACGUAUUAACAUCUCAAAUCAAAAGCUUGUUAGGUCUCUCUAUCCAACGAAGAACGGGGGUGUUUAAGAUACCUCUUACGUAUUAUGACAUUUUUUCCAACAUUGGGAACUCUAAUGUGACUGCCGUCAUAUUUUCUGUGAUAACUCUCUCCUGCCUCAUGAUUUACAACGAAGUACUCAAGCCUUUGAUUGCCAAGAAAAUUUCAAUUCCCAUUCCAAUUGAGUUGUUUGCUAUUGUGGGAGGAACGUUGGUAUCGAGAUAUUGGAUUACCUCGGAAGAAUAUGGCAUCCAAAUCGUUAAUCACAUUCCAACAGGGUUUCCUCCCCCAGCCUUGCCCCCACUUGAACUUGUGAAAGAUGUUCUUAUGGACAGCUUUAUCAUGGCAAUUGUGGCGUUUACUAUCAGCAUCAGCAUGGGCAAGAUCUUUGCAGCAAAACACGAAUACGAUGUGGAUUCCAAUCAAGAGUUGCUUGCGAACGGAGCCAGCAAUGUGUUUGGAAGUUUCUUUAGUUGCGCCCCAAUCUCAUGCUCUCUUUCUCGAAGUGUUAUCCAAGAGCAAGUUGGUGGUCGUAGUCAGUUGGCCGGCCUCGUUAGCUGUGUCAUUAUGGUUUUUGUACUUUUGUGGAUUGCACCCUUUUUCGAAACCUUACCUCAAUGCGUCUUGUCUUCAAUGAUUGUGGUGGCCCUGAGAGGGAUGCUUAUCCAGCUACGAGACGUCCCGGGAGCAUUUAGAGAGUCACUUCUCAACGCUGGCGUCUGGUCUGUCACAUUCCUUGCCACCGUUUUCCUUGAUAUUGAAUACGGCCUAGGAAUUGGCGUUAUUGCCGCAUUGCUUAACCUUAUUUGGAGAUCGAACCGACCCUACUGCGCCCUUGUCAGGGUGCACUCUGAUUCCUUGGAUGGUUCCAUUCUUGUCGAUGCGUCCUCACCCUCUGGCAAACAAAUUCCUGGAAUCCAAAUUGUCAAAUACACGGGUUCACUCAAUUUUGCAACGGUUGAGUAUUUUGGGAAAAAGUUGAAUUCAUUGGUUCCUCCAACGGAUAGAUUUGCUAGUCAGUCAUCUUUUCCACCAAAUAUCGGACAGUCAAAUAAGCAGAGAAAAGGUUCCAUCAUGGAGGGUGUUAUUGUGUCCACAAUUUCCGAAGAAGUCGAUCAUCAAUUAGAGUCCAGCAGCGAAUAUGACAAUAAUGAAUUUUCCAACUCUUCAGAACAAAUUUUCAAACCAGGCAAAGUUAGCAGUAGCCUUGCAGUCGAAAAACCUGAUGUCAACUGGCUAAUUUUGGACUUCUCCAGCGUAAGCUCCAUCGACCCCGCAGCCACCAAAUCGCUCAUCUCUCUCACAAAGCUAUACUUAAAGAAGGACGUCAACUUGAUAUUUGUGGGAUGUGCUCCAUCCAUAAUUCCCAUCCUGGACCAAGGCAAUCUCAUCAAGGUGGCGGGUGCGGAUCACUUCCACCCCACGGUCCCUGCAGCCCUCAGCUACCUUCGAAGAGGUCUCGUCGUCCGGAGGAGGAGCUCCCUCCGACCUCCGCUCGACAAUUCGUACAACACGACCUCCAGCCUCGGAAUUUCGAUGGACACGAGCUCUCAGGCCGCAGCCGCAGCGGAACAAGUCGUUGUUCAAGACGAUGGAGACUUUCAAGUCGUGGGUGAUACUACUGCUUAUUUCAGAAGACUGUCGAAAAAUACUUUAAGGUGAUGAUUGGAUCGCUUUACUUAAUUUAUAACUAGGUUUAUUUGUUACUUAUUGUUACCUAACUAAAUAAAUAAAUUUUGUCACAUGGUUAAUGCAAAAA